Durusdinium trenchii is the source of this 1660-nucleotide messenger RNA. The record is from the annotation of a GenBank genome assembly. Lineage: Eukaryota; Dinophyceae; Suessiales; Symbiodiniaceae.
UGCCUCGCCUGGUCUUUGUACCCCAUCCCGCCAUGCUCGCCCGAAGCGCAGUGCCCUCGGCUGCGCCAGCGACGCCGACGUUGGCAUCGGCUCGCCGCGCGCAGCGAACGCCGCGAAGGGCCUGGGGCGCUGGAGGCUGCUGGCCAUGGGUGGCAGGAUUUUCGGCCCUGGCCUCGCAGAUGAGGCCUGGCCCCAAGAGCAGCCAGGCGCUCCGGCGGCUGGGCCGAAUGGCCAUGUCUUCCAAGCUGUCCGGAACCAGGCGAGGCCUUAGCCUGGGCAUCGCAAGUGCAGGACUCGCAGGCCCUGCCACUGCGGAAGCCCCGGCUCCUGCCGAACCUAUGCGACAGCUCUUUCGGGUGGCGCCUGCAGCGAGUGGGUCAGCCCCCAAGAAGCUGUCGAGGACCUCAAGUGAGUUCCCUCAAGAAUUAGCAGAUGACUGUGAUGUCGUGAUCCUGGGGGAGCAUCACAACAGCAGCAGUGACCACUCCAUGGAAGCGGACUUCACACGAGAGUUCACGAAGGAGCGGGGCCGGCGUGCAGGCAUUCCGCCAGCGGUGGGGCUGGAGAUGGUGGAACAACAGUUUCAGCCAAUCUUGGACAGCUUUGGCCGGGGAGAGAUGACUGUGAAGGACUUGUAUGAAGCCACGGAGUGGUCCAAAAGAUGGGUUUGGCCUUUCGAUUUGUAUGCGCCAGUCUUCGAGGCAGCACGGCAGAACGGAUCCCCGCUCGUGGCGCUGAAUCCGGCGACAGAGGUGCGUCGCCGGCUACCUCUUGAAGGCUUGAGAGCACUGACACAGGAGGAUCGUGGCUUGUACCUCCCAGAUGCUGUCGGGUUUGCGGCCACUUUGCGUGAACCAGCCUUUCGGAGCUAUGCAGACCUGGUAGUGAUGCCCAGCUACGACACGCAUGUGGCUGGGGAAUGGCUAGGCAGCCGUGACGAGACGGUGGCGACGCCCCAGAACUUCCUCAGCGCACGCGUCUUCAGAGAUGAGGCCAUGGCCUAUGCAGCCUGGCGAUAUCUGAACAAAGACCAGCGCCGUGGCAUGCUGCUGAUCGUUGGCUGUGACCAUGUGAGAUAUGACUUUGGCAUCCCUGCACGGCUGAAGCGCUUGGGCUCUGGAAGCACGCGUUGGCAGGCAGAAAGGCCGUUGCUCCUGCAUUCCGCGAAGUCGGCGACCAGUGCGGUUCAGGGGCAGCUGGCGGCGGGGGAAGUGUUUCAAGCAGAGGCAGAUGGGGAAGCGCUGAAGCUGCAGGACCAGCGCGGUUUCGUGCUGCCGGACAAGGACACUGGUGCUUUCCCAUGCUCCUUGGUUGAGGGCCGCAAGCUGAAGAUCACCACGGUGCUGCUGAACCCCACUGCCCAGGAAGUGGCGCAUCGCCUUGCGACAGAGCUCUCCCUCUGCCUGCCACUGAUCUUUGGUCGCAUUGUUGCAAAAGAUCCGGGAUUUCACCUACAGCAUCAGCCUGUGUCGAUGUUGCAGGCCUCGCGACCGGCGGACGCCCCCAAUGGUACCUGCCGGCAGAGAACACCCAGGGCCCAGCGUUGGCAGACUAUAUUUGGGCAGAAGCCUAGGUCUUGAUGUGCGUGGCAGAAACUCACGCAGAAUUGUGUCUGAAUGAGCGAGGUGUCCUCUGCAGUGGUGUUCACAACAGACCUGGG